Messenger RNA from Kwoniella shivajii, 4704 nucleotides. RefSeq lists its product as uncharacterized. The coding region runs from base 1 to 4704 and encodes 1567 amino acids. NCBI's taxonomy places the organism in Eukaryota, Fungi, Basidiomycota, Tremellomycetes, Tremellales, Cryptococcaceae. Gene Ontology annotation, biological process: transmembrane transport. The record is from RefSeq and is a predicted model, not a curated record. Gene Ontology annotation, cellular component: membrane. Gene Ontology annotation, molecular function: ATP binding; ATP hydrolysis activity; ABC-type transporter activity. The transcript is spliced from 31 exons.
AUGUCGGGUGAUGCACAGACACCAUCAGAAACGGAAACUCUUCUUCCUCCCGAAGCUCAACAAGCACAUCAUGAAGACAUCAAGGAUCUGGAUCGACCUGUUUUUCUGGACUCAUUCAGGCGGAAUGUCAGGUUCUGCAAGGUAUUUCUAGGACUCGGUUUAGCAGCUACCCUAGCACUGGAGAUAACUCAUCUUGUCAUGUCUAUGAAAGAGCCUAGACUUGAUAUGGACCACUUUGAGGAUCAGACUAGAUUUGCUGCGAGAAUGCUGGAUGUCAUUGGAGUCAUAUUCACUGCAUUCAUGAUCCUUCUUUACACUUUAUCUGUUUUCAAACCUGUUUCCAUCCGGACACUCACUUUAGCACACAUACCAGAAAUCAAGAAUAUCCGUCUUCAUAAGAACCUCUGUACCUCCCUUUUCAUUCUGUCAAUCUCACUCAUCAUUGUACAUCCUUUACCUGGAAUAUACUACACUAUUAUGUCUCAUCUUGCAUUGCCUGCGCUUAGAACGAAACACUCGGCUCUUGUAUAUUACCUCCGGAUAGGAUCAUUGUUUUUCUCUUUUUUGGCUGUCGGAUGUAUGAGACGAGGACCGAAACGAUACUAUCCACCUCCUAGAUUAGGAACCGGAUUUGGUUUGAACGAAGAGAAAGAGAAGGAUAGUACUACCAAUAGCGGGGUCACAAUCAAAAUGACACCUGCGGAAGAAGAAGAGAAUGAGGUGCCUUUAUCUGGAAUAACGAUAGGCAGUGAAGGCUAUGGUGAUAAUGGGGAAGAGAAGAGUAACGUCUUCGAUUAUGACCAUUCUUCCAUGUUAAGCUUUGUCUUCCUUGGAUACAUCGCCAAUCUUGCCCACCGAUCAAUGCAAGUCGAAAGUCUAGCUCAGAACGAUUUGCCAUUACUCGAGGAGAAAACACGCAAUAGCGGAAUAAGAGAAGAUGUAUUCUCUGCAGAGAACAAGGGGAAAGAAGCCAUCAGAACGGAUAAAGUAACGACCUGGACGUUGGUCAUGGCCAUGUGGCGGGGUAAAGGAACAACAGUCUUUAUCACGUUCCUUCUAGAGUUCAUCCGAAACCUUAUUAGUUUCAUACAAAUCGCCGCCAUGCACGAGCUCAUUCAGACUUUCAAAGAUCCCAAGGGAUCUGAUAAGAGCUAUGCGUACUUGAUGUGUUGGGGCUUGCUAGGUGGUCAAACAUUCGAUGUAUUAUUAUCUAGUUACUUGAAUGUCCGAGAGAAUUACAUGCUUCAUAUUCCUAUUAGAAUGAAUCUGAGUUCCAUGCUGUUUUCGAAAAUCCUGCGAACAACCGAUGCGAAAGCUCUGGAAGCGCACAAUGUCUCAGGUAAAGACAAGAAUGCAGAAAAUCAAGGCCGUAGUCAAGUCAUGAAUCUCCUCACAAUUGACACGGGGACUAUCGCUGCAAUGGCCACUCAUAUCUGGGGAUUUGUCAACGGUGUAGUCACAUUAUUGAUCGCCGUUGUAAUGUUAUACAAUAUGCUGGGCGUUAGUGCAUUUGUCGGUAUUGCUUGUGUACCGUUGAGCAUACCUUUAUCUUGGCUAGUCUCAAGAUAUAUAUACCAAUGUGACAAAGAAUGGGCAAGAGCCAGAGAUGCACGAACCGGUGCACUCAAAGAAUUUCUAUUAGGUAUAAAGGUUAUCAAACUCAAUGCAUUCGAACCAUAUUUCAUUCGUAAAGUCCGUCGUCUGCGUGAACAUGAAGUCAGUUGGCAAAGAUGGCGAUAUACUCUGGGAACCAUUUUCAACAUUCUUGCUGAUCAGCUUCCAAUACUCUCCGUCCUUGUGAUCUUCUGGUUCCAUUGCAAAGUCAUGGGCAAUAACCUUGAUCCAGCCACCGCUUUUGUAGUACUGAAUAUUUUCAGCAGAGUCAAGGAUGGGCUCGGUGCUUUCCCUCAAAUCAUCCAGGCAUUUCUGUCCACUAAAGUAUCUCUAGAUCGUCUGAGUCGGUUCCUGAGUCAACCUGAAAUAGACAAAGAACGAUGGAACAGGGCUUCUGAUUACAUUAUGUGUGACAACGCCACCAUCGGCUGGCCAUCUGCAGAGAAUCAAUCAAGAUCUUUAGGGGAACCCUCUGAUUUUACCUUACGUGACGUACACAUCCAAGUUCCUAAAGGUGACUUGACUCUUUUGUGCGGCCCUCUCGGUUCGGGAAAGACCCUAUUGCUUAGAGCUUUCCUUGGAGAGGCUAGCAUAAUGAAAGGCGAAGUCAUCGCUCCGCGGUCAUUGCCCGAUUCUACUCCCGUAUAUCCUGGCAGUGUUGACAAAUGGACCACCGACGAGUGGUUGACAGAAUCAGUCGCAUAUGCUCCGCAGCAAAGCUUUAUUAGACAUGGUUCCAUCCGUGACAACGUGCUGUUUGGUCAGCCUAUGUGGAGAGAAAGAUAUCGCGAGGCCUUGAGACAAGCCGCAUUGCUUCCUGACCUAGAACUUUUCCAAGAAGGUGAUCUAACCGAAGUUGGAGAGCAUGGUGUGACAUUAAGUGGCGGUCAGAAAGCAAGAGUCAACCUGGCGAGAUGCCUAUAUUCACCUGCAAAGACCAUCUAUCUAGACGAUAUUCUUUCAGCCGUCGACGCUCACACAGCUCAGUUUAUCUGCAACGAAUGUUUCGGAGGCAACUUGUUGAAGGGCCGUACAGUCGUUUUGGUCAGUCAUCACGUGUCGCUCGUGCUACCAAUGGCGAAGUAUGUCAUAUCUCUUAGUAAGGACGGUAAUGUCGAACAAGCGUGCCCGGCCAGUGACAUAUCUUUGACUAAUAUCGUCGACAUUGCACCACCUGAAUCGUCGAUCAACGAGACGUCCGAAUCACCCAAGAUGUCCAAAGCUCGGAGAGAGUCUCAUGCGUUCGAAGAGCGGGAUGAGUCUAGUGCGGUGCUACGACACUUGUAUAAGGAGGAGCACAAGUCUGUGGGUCGAGUGGCGUCAAGUCACUACUUCUUAGUCUUCCGAGCAUCCGGCGGAUUUUGGUAUUGGUCGGCUUUAGCAUUAUUGUUCGCGGCACAUCGAGCUACAACCAUGGGCAGAACAUUUUGGUUAGAGAAGUGGACUUCGGAUCUUGAUCCCUCCGAUCUGAACUACAAUUUGAUCGUAUACUCGGCCAUAGCAGGAGGGGGAAUUCUAAUAGGAUCAUUCAGGUGGGUUUGGUUAUACGGUAUUCGGAAUGUCGGCUUCUACAGCUCUGGGAGCAAAAAGAUUCAUGAGAUGGUCUUGACGAGAGUCUUCGAAGCCCCUCUACAAUUCUUCGAGACAACCCCCCACGGCCGAAUACUCAAUAUCUUCGGUCAAGAUAUAUUCAGAUUGGAUAGUCAAUCUGCUGACGAUUUUGGGAGGACUGUCAUGGAGGGCCUCGCACUCUCUACGUCUGCUGCAGUGGUGUUCAUCAAAGCCCCAGUCAUCGCAUUGGUAACUCUAGUUUUUGGUAUCCCUUUCUAUUGGAUUAGUAAUCAGCUUAACAAGUUGCGAGCGGAUAUUCGACGACUGACGACUACCGCCUCUUCCCCCUUGUAUUCCUUGUAUAACGAAUCGAUUGAUGGUGUUGUCAUGAUCCGAGCUUUUGGCCAGAAUCAAUCGAUGAUGUAUGCUAUGAAGGUUAUCAACAACAGAGAACGAGUCACUUGGCUGGCAGCCUGGGCGGUUUGGAAUUGGGUCCGUGCAAUCAUAAGGUCGUUCGCUAGCAUUGUAAUCGCUGCCACAGGCUUUGCAUUAGUUAGACAAGAUAUCUCAGCUGCUCAAGCUGGAUUGAUCUUGAACUUUGCGAUGACCGUCUCUUCGGGGCUCUUCGGGUGGAUGGAACAAUACAGCUCUCUAGAACAAACUUUCGUCAGUGCUGAACGAGUCAAUCACUAUAUCACUAUGCCCGAUCACGAAUCCACAGACGGCGAGAUCCCUGAGAGCACCUGGCCGGCUCGCGGUGAGAUCCAUGUCAAUGACCUUCGAGUCAGAUAUGCACCAGAUCUACCUGAGGUGCUUAAAGGGGUGUCUUUUCAUCUUAAGCCCGGCACGCGUGUUGGUCUCGUUGGAUCUACAGGUUCUGGUAAAUCCACUUUGGCGUUGAGUUUGUUCAGAGCUAUUGAACCUCAUGGUGGUAACAUGACCAUCGAUGGAAUCGAUAUCUGCAAAAUUGCUUUGCCGGAGCUGCGGAAACGACUGAACAUGGUUGCUCAAGAUGGAAUGCUUUGCUCGGGCACAUUGCGUGAUGCUCUGGAUAUCACUGGUGCAAAAGAUGACUACGAGAUCUAUGAAGCUCUUCGAAGAGUGCAUCUUCUAUCCGAAAGUCUGAAGAAAGAUGAAGUGGAGAACAAUCCUUUCGCAAACCUUGAGACUUACGUAGCUAUUGAGGGAGCUAACUUCAGUCAAGGUCAAAGACAACUUCUCUGCCUCGCUAGAGCAUUAUUGAAAAGGUCUCGGAUCCUCGUUAUGGACGAAGCCACAUCAUCAGUCGAUUUUGAAAUGGACGCCAAGAUCACUGCUACGAUUAAAGAAUGCUUUGCUGAAACCACGAUGCUUGUCAUUGCUCAUCGCCUUGCUACAAUUAUGCAAUACGAUCAAGUCCUCGUGCUAGACCAAGGGCAAAUAAUUGAAUCAGGCGAACCGCUGAAAUUGAUGGAAGAUCCAACAACCAAUUUCCACGGAUUAUGUAUGGCACAAGGUGAAGAAGAGUUCAACAGCUUGAUCGCCAUGGCUCGUUCAUAG